This is a messenger RNA of Phymastichus coffea, 4098 nucleotides long. RefSeq lists its product as uncharacterized. The transcript has a single exon. NCBI's taxonomy places the organism in Eukaryota, Metazoa, Arthropoda, Insecta, Hymenoptera, Eulophidae. The record is from RefSeq and is a predicted model, not a curated record. Gene Ontology annotation, molecular function: DNA helicase activity. The coding region runs from base 1 to 4098 and encodes 1365 amino acids. Gene Ontology annotation, biological process: DNA repair; telomere maintenance.
AUGAAUGUUUUAUGUAAGCAUUGUAAAACAAAACAUUUUGAAUCGGAAAAAGUUGAUAAAAAAGGCUUAUCUUUCAAUGAUUGUUGUUCCCAUGGAGCAGUAGUUCUAGAUGCUGCCCCUGACUUUCCUCAAGAAUUAUCAUCUUUGUUUGAUGGAACUCAUGCAAAUUCAAAUGAUUUUUUUGAUAACAUUCGUUAUUAUAAUAAUUCGCUUUCGUUUGCUUCUUUUAAUGCCAAUUUAGUUAACUUUCAACAGCGCCGUCCAGGGCCAUAUUGUUUCAAAAUUCAUGGGCAGAUAUAUUAUCAAAUCAAUACAGCACUAUAUCCCUGCCUGAAUGAAAGUCCUGCUUAUGGACAGCUCUUUUUUGUUGAUCAAGAAGAGGCUCUUCAUGUACGAUUAUCACAAAACCCGCAUCUUAGACAAGAAACACUUACGACGUUAGACAGUAUAAUAAGAGAGAACAAUAUAUUUGCACAGUCAUACGCAAUGAUGAAACAAGAAAUAAAUGAGCAGAGAUCUCGAAUGAAUGUCGAAGAGGAACUUGAAUUGCAAUUAUUAUUUACCUUGAAACCAGGAAAUGAUAGACGACGAUUUAAUUUUCAAAGAACAAACGAGGUUGCUGCUAUUUUUUCAACGACAGCUGAUGGUGAAAUUCCAGAGUCGUAUGUCACUAUUAGAAACAAAAAUACAAAGGUAUUGCAAUAUGUUAGUACUAUGGAUCCUAACGUGGAGCCAUGGAUAUAUCCUUUGUUUUAUCCUUAUGGUUCACGAGGAUGGCAUAGAAAUUUAGAACGUAUCAAGGUAAAUGAUAAUGAUUCAAGUAGACGAGUAACGCGAAUGGCCUAUACUAAAUAUAAAAUGGCUAUAAGGCAGGAUGAAUUUAAUUCCAUUUUACUAGGUCGUCGAUUGUUUCAACAAUGGGUUGUAGAUUCAUAUGUUAAAAUCGAAAAAGAUAGAAUUCAAUGGUGUAAAGAUCAUCAAAGAGAGUUAAAAGCAGAUACAUACCAAGGAUUACAUGAUUAUUUGCAAAAUUCUGCAAAUGACAUUAAUGGUGAAGUAGGGAAAACAGUUAUUUUACCAUCGACUUUUUUGGGUUCACCACGUCACAUGCAACAAAGUUAUCAAGAUGCCAUGUCUUUAGUUGGUAAAACUGGGAAACCGGAUAUUUUUCUUACGAUGACUUGCAACCCAAGGUGGAAAGAGAUUCAAGAAAACCUUUUACCAGGCCAACAGGCAUGUGAUCGACCAGAUAUUGUUGCUCGUGUAUUUCAUUUGAAAAAAAAUCGAUUACUCGACGUUGUUAUAAAAAAAAAUGUUUUUGGAGAAGUAGAAUCGUACGUAUAUGUUAUAGAAUUUCAAAAACGUGGGCUACCUCAUAUGCAUUUAUUAAUUACCUUAAAACAUGCUCAUAAAAUAACCACACCUGAUUUGGUUAACAAAUUUAUAUCCGCUGAAUUACCUGAUAAAGAUAUUGAUCCUGAUUUAUUGAAUAUCGUUGUAAAAAAUAUGACGCAUGGACCUUGCGGUGAUUGGUGUAUGGUAAAUAACAAAUGUUCAAAAAAAUUCCCAAAAGAAUUUCAAAAUGAAACAAUUAUGGAUGAAACUGGAUAUCCUCAUUAUCAAAGAAGAGAUGAUGGUGUUUCACAUGAACAACCUAAUGGCCAUAUUAUUGAUAAUCGAUGGGUUGUACCACAUUGCCGUAACUUAUUAAAAAUGUUUGAUUGUCAUAUGAAUGUGGAAAUUGUUUCAAGUGUUCGAGCUGUAAAAUAUUUAUAUAAAUACAUUUAUAAAGGACAUGACGCAGCUACUGUCGUUAUUGGGACCGAAAAUACAUCUAAAGAUGUUAUCAACCAUGAUGAAGUUUCUAAUUUCAUAGAAACUCGGUAUGUUGGACCUGUUGAAGCAUGCUAUCGAAUUUUGAGUAAAAGUCUACAAGACAAAAGUCAUACUAUAGAGCGAUUAACAGUUCAUUUACAAAAUCAACAGUGCGUUAUCAUUUCUACUGAUGCAAACAAUUCUGUAAACAAUCUCAAUGAAGUAAGUAGUAAACUGCUUGAUUAUUUCAAGUUGAAUAUUGAAAAUGAAAAUGCACGGCAAUAUCUGUACAGUGAUAUUCCAAGGUUUUUUACGUAUAAAAAAGAAAAAACAAAUGGCAUCAAAGUAACCAAAUGGGUAGCACGUAAAUCGCAUUUCAACUGUUUUGGAAGGAUGUUUUCGAUCAGUCCUACACGAAUCGAGUUAUUCCACUUGCGAUUACUACUAUUGCAUGUACGAGGAGCUACAAGCUUCGAUUCAUUAAAAACAGUUAACGGCAUAUUACAACCUUCAUUCAUAGCAGCAUGUCUUGAAUUGGGAUUAAUAGAAGAUGACCAAGAGUGGGCUAAAGCUCUACAAGAAGCAACAUUAUGGAUGAUGCCACGAAGACUUAGACAAUUAUUUGUUCGCAUUUUAAUACAUUGUCAACCAAUUCAUCCAGAAAAAUUAUGGGAUGAUUUUAAAGAUGCAUUAUCCGAAGAUUUUUCAAGGACAAACAAUACUGAUAUAAGUCAUCAAAUGGCAUACGCUGACAUAAGUAAUAUGUUAAAUCAUGAAGGUAAAAGUUUGUCUGAUUUUCCUGCUAUGAAUCAAACAGUAAUUACUCAUUUAUUAGUUGAAAGUAGCGAUCAGUUAUCACAAACACAUUUGGCAGAUAUCGGAGAACAACAAUAUAAUUUAUUGAAUGAACAACAAAAAGAAAUUGUUGAUGUUAUUUUGGAUUUAGCAACUGCUACUAAUGAUAAGGUGAAUAAUAAUAAUUGUUUAUAUAUUGAUGGCCCAGGAGGCUCGGGGAAAACUUUUAUCUAUACAACUAUUUAUAAUUUAUUAUGUUCAAAAAAUAUUAAAGUUACUUCAAUGGCUUUUACAGGGAUUGCUGCAAUUUUGCUUCCAAAAGGAAAAACAGUGCAUAAAACAUUUGGCCUUCCAGUUCCUAUGUAUAGCGAUUCAUCUUCAAGCAUUACGGCGCAAUCUAAAGAAGGUCUUUUGUUAAAAGAAACAAGAGUUUUCAUUUGGGAUGAAGCUCCAAUGGCUCCAAGAUAUGCACUGGAAAUAGUUAACAGAACGCUUAAAGAUGUUAUGAACAAUGAUUUACCUUUCGGUGGUAAAGUUAUCGUUUUAGGUGGUGAUUUUCGACAGCUUUUACCAAUUAGACUUCAUGGAACAAGAAGUGAAACAUUGAAUCUUUCAAUAAAAUACAGUGAAUUAUGGAGGCACUUCAUCAAAUAUAAUCUUACAACGAAUAUGAGAGUUUUACCUCACGAAGUUGAUUUUGCAAAAUUUUUAAUAUUAGUUGGCGAUGGAACAUUAAAUGACCAACACGAUAAUUUGACGUUGCCUGAUCAUUGCAUUCUCGAUAUCAAUAAUGAUGUUGUUCAGACUGUAUUUGGUAAACUAAUCUUAGAAAAGAAAUUUGAUAACAUGAGUAAAUGUGCUAUUCUAGCUGCAAGAAAUGCUGAUGUCGAUGAGAUAAAUAAAUUAACUACUAAUUUGCUAGAUAUCAGCACGGAACACAUUUACACAGCAAUCGACAGUACUGAUGGAUGUGAUAAUGGGGAAUUUGAUGAAGUACUUUUACCUGAAUAUUUAAAUUCCUUAAACCCUUCCAGUUUACCUCCAUAUGAAUUACGAUUAAGAAAAAAUUGUAUCGUUAUGCUUAUUAGAAAUAUUAGUAUUUAUGAAGGUUUAUGUAAUGGUACACGUUUACGGAUAUUAGAUUUUUCACAUCAUUUGUUGAAAUGUCAAGUUUUAACAGGAGAUAAAUCUAAUGAUAUAAUAUUUUUAAAUCGCAUCUCAUUGUUUUGUACUAACGAGUAUCCAUUUUCUUUUAAAAGACGUCAAUUUCCUGUUAAAUUAGCAUUUGCAAUGACGAUUAAUAAAGCUCAAGGGCAAACAUUUGAUAAUAUUGCAAUUGAUUUACGUAGAGACGUUAUCAAUCAUGGACAAUUGUAUGUAGCAAUGUCUAGGGUACGAUCAUGGGAUACCAUUAAAAUUUUUCUUGGAAGCCAUCGACAAAAUAGUUUCAAGGUUAAAAAUUAUGUUUACAAAGAGCUUUACUCAUAA